AUGAGGCAGAGGGUCCAUGCGAUUCUCUGGUUGAAGGAGCUUGAGGAGGAAGAGGAGAAAAAGCUUGGUCACCCGUUGGAUGAUUCUGUUGAGCUUUUGCUUGAUGCUUGCCCUGAGGUUAUAGAAACCAGGUUCAAGAGAAAACCCGAUACCAAGGAAUCAGAUCAUCAGAAUGGGUCAGCACUCUGGUUAAAGGGUAGCUUUAUGGAGGAGAACAAGAAGUCCCCAAUUUCUAGUUCAUAUCUGAUGUACAUUUCCGAACGUUUAGUUUCCUCUUCAAAAGAGUCCCAAUUGGGAGAUCAGAACCCUUUCGUGGUCUCUUACCUCAUCAGCUCAUGUGGGUUCUCACCCGGAGCUGCCAUCUCUGCAUCCAAGAAGAUUGUUUUUGAAUCCUCUGAUAAACUAGACUCUGUUCUUACCCUCUUCAGAAGCCAUGGAUUCACUAAACCACAGAUUUCGAGUCUCAUAAGAAAGUAUCCAUCAUUGCUCAUUGCCAGUGCUACAAAGACCCUUCUCCCUAAACUUCAAUUCUUCCAUUCGGUUGGCGUUUCGAACGCUAACAUUGCCAAAAUUCUCGCCAAAUAUCCAAGACCUUCCUUCUAUAGCUUAGAAAACAAAAUCAUUCCUGUGUUCAAUUUCUUCAAGAGUUUAGUUGGGACUGUGGAGAAUGUUGUUAUUGUUCUAAAACGUGAAUCUCGUCUCAUCAAUUGUGAUAUAGAGAAUGUGGCUCGAAAUAUUGCAAUCUUGAGAGAAAAUGGUGUACCGGAGACUAAAAUCAUGAGUUUACUAACUUACUUUCCCUGCACGAUGACACAUGAACAUGAUCGGUUCAAACAGAUGGCUGAGGAGAUUAAGAAAAUGGGUAUCGAACCUUCAAAAUACUUGUUUGUAAUUGCUCUAUAUGUGUUAACAUCAGUGAACAUAUCGACACAGAAGCAGAAAUUCGAGGCUUACAGAAAGUGGGGUUUUUAUGAGGAUGAGCUGCUCAUGGCAUUUAGAAGGUACCCUUGGUUUAUAAAAUGAUCUGAGAAGAAGAUAGCGAGGCAUAUGGAUUUCUUUAUUAACAAAAUGGGUUGGGAAAUGUCGGUUAUCAUCACGUAUCCACAACUUCUAGGGCUUAGCUUUGAGAAGAGGAUUAUUCCAGGGUGUUCAGUUUUACGAGUGUUGAUAUUGAAAGGUUUG
This is a messenger RNA of Macadamia integrifolia, 1182 nucleotides long. RefSeq lists its product as uncharacterized. The record is from RefSeq and is a predicted model, not a curated record. The transcript is spliced from 3 exons. Gene Ontology annotation, cellular component: chloroplast. Bases 1 to 1023 code for a protein of 340 amino acids. Gene Ontology annotation, biological process: regulation of DNA-templated transcription; chloroplast organization. Lineage: Eukaryota; Viridiplantae; Streptophyta; Magnoliopsida; Proteales; Proteaceae. Gene Ontology annotation, molecular function: double-stranded DNA binding.